CUUUUUCUCUCUCUGUACAAGUACCACCACAUCUUUUUUUUUUAUAGAUACGCUUUAGAGUAUAAAAAUGAAGUUUGGAUUCUUUUCGGCAGAUUUUGGUGAUCAAGGGCUAAUCGACGACGGCGCUUGGAAGUUCUGUGGUCUCAGUAAAUCCCAAAGAAUGUUUGCCUUUGGAGCGUGUUUUGUGUCCGGUGCCCUUUUAUCCAUUUUGUCUACACUUGUUUUGUUGGUCGGUAAUAUAGUAGCGUUUGCUAUUCUUUAUAGCUGUGGAAAUGUGAUUUCUUUGUUUAGCUUAACAUUUAUCAUUGGUAUUCCGAAACAACUGAAAACAAUGUUUGCACCAGUACGUUUUUGGGCCACAGUUGCUUAUAUCGUCCUGCUUGCAUUGACAUUGGCCAUGUCCAUCUGGUUGAGGAAUUUUGCAUUAUCCAUUGUUUUAGUGAUCAUCCAGUUCUCCGCUCUUGUCUGGUAUUCUGCAAGUUAUAUUCCUUAUGGUCGUGAAAUUAUUCGCCGCUUUUUCGGAAGUUGCAUCACAUCAAUUUAAUAUCUAAACGGUCGUUAAGCUCACAGCUCGGCCACUGUAAAUAUUGGGUCUUUAAUAAACGAAUACAUGACGACAAUGUCGAAAUUUUUUCAAAUCAAAA
Molecule: messenger RNA, 644 nt
Organism: Mucor mucedo
Lineage: Eukaryota; Fungi; Mucoromycota; Mucoromycetes; Mucorales; Mucoraceae
Product: Got1/Sft2-like family-domain-containing protein
Exons: 8
Coding region: 68-544 (158 amino acids)
Biological process (GO): vesicle-mediated transport
Cellular component (GO): membrane
Source: RefSeq, a predicted model, not a curated record